GGCGGCGCGGCUACCAUGGCGGCGGCGUUUGAAGCCCCGGCGGCCCUAGCGACCGGGGAGACGGUUAUGCCCGCGGAGCGUGUGGCCGAGGCGGCCCCGGGGCCGGAGCCGAGCCCCGGGCCGCCGCGGAGCCUGCGGACGGCUCACGACAUCGGCGGCCCGCGCACUCGCACCGGGGACGUGCUGCUGGCCGAGCCGGCGGACUUCGAGUCGCUGCUGCUGUCGCGGCCGGUGCUGGAGGGGCUGCGGGCGGCCGGCUUCGAGCGGCCCUCGCCGGUGCAGCUCAAGGCCAUCCCCCUGGGGCGCUGCGGGCUCGAUUUAAUUGUUCAAGCUAAAUCUGGCACUGGGAAAACCUGUGUAUUCUCCACCAUUGCUUUGGACACUCUUAUCCUUGAAAAUUUAAGUACUCAGAUUUUGAUCUUGGCUCCAACAAGAGAAAUUGCUGUACAGAUACAUUCUGUUAUCACGAGUAUUGGAAUCAAAAUGGAAGGCUUAGAAUGUCAUGUCUUUAUUGGAGGGACUCCAUUAUCACAAGACAAAGCCAGACUUAAAAAAUGUCAUAUUGCUGUUGGAUCUCCUGGUAGAAUUAAACAACUGAUAGAACUUGACUACCUGAACCCAGGCAGUGUACGUCUCUUUAUUCUUGAUGAAGCAGAUAAGCUUUUAGAAGAAGGCAGCUUCCAGGAGCAAAUAAAUUGGAUUUAUUCUUCCUUACCUGCCAGUAAACAGAUGUUGGCAGUAUCAGCUACUUACCCUGAAUAUUUGGCCAAUGCUUUGACAAAGUAUAUGAGAGAGCCCACAUUUGUAAGACUAAAUUCCAGUGAUCCAAGUCUCAUAGGUUUGAAGCAAUAUUACAAAGUUGUCAAUUCAUACCCUUUGGCCCAUAAAAUUUUUGAGGAAAAGACUCAGCAUUUACAGGAACUGUUCAGCAGAAUUCCAUUUAACCAGGCCUUAGUCUUUUCUAAUUUGCAUAGCAGAGCACAACACUUGGCUGAUAUACUUUCUUCUAAAGGCUUUCCUGCUGAGUGCAUUUCAGGCAACAUGAAUCAGAAUCAGCGUCUUGAUGCUAUGGCUAAACUGAAGCAGUUUCAUUGCAGAGUCCUCAUUUCCACAGAUUUGACUUCCCGUGGGAUUGAUGCUGAGAAGGUGAAUCUGGUUGUAAAUCUGGACGUGCCAGUGGAUUGGGAGACAUAUAUGCAUCGGAUUGGCAGAGCUGGCCGUUUUGGUACUUUGGGACUGACAGUGACUUACUGUUGCCGGGGAGAAGAAGAAAAUAUGAUGAUGAAAAUUGCCCAGAAAUGUAAUAUCAACCUUCUUCCUUUACCAGAUCCCAUUCCUCCCGGUCUGAUGGAAGAGUGUUUGGAUUGUGAUGUGGAGGUUAAAGCAGCUGUGCAGACAUGUGACCUGGCAAGCGUACCUUCCCAGCACCUAAAAAAGCAAAUUCAAAAAAUAGAGAGAACCUUUCAAACUCAGAAAACUCAUGGUAACCACGUGGUUUCACCUAGAAAUAGUUCUGUCUCUUCAGUAUCAGUCAAAUCAAAAAAUAACGCCAAACAGAAGCUUCCUGCGAAAAGCCAUUCAGAUUGCGGAGUUACAGAAAAAGCAGAGCCACCGCGAGGCCUGGGCGGGGCCGUGCAACUGGACGAGCAAGUGAAGAAUUCUGCUCAGGCCCCUGUUGAAAAUACUGCUCACAGUCAGCAGCAGGGCAAAGAAGCAUUGCCUGUGUCACUCCCCAAAAUUCCUUGUCUGUCUUCCUUUAAAAUCCAUCUGCCAUGUACUUUCACUUUUGCAGAACUGGUGGAGGAUUAUGAACACUAUAUUAAAGAGGGGUUGGAGAAACCUGUGGAGAUCAUUAGGCAUUACACAGGUCCAGGGGACCAGACUGUGAAUCCUCAAAAUGGUUUUGUCAGAAAUAGAAUUACUGAAGAGAGAACACAGAUUCUGGCAAGUAGUAGCCAGUCUGGAGACUCUGAGAGCGACAGCGAUUCUUACAGCUCAAGGACCUCUUCUCAGAGCAAAGGAAACAAGUCAUACGUGGAAAUUUCUUCUGACACUCAGCAGAAAGACUCUGAAUCUACUUCUGUGAAUGCCCAUCUCACUUUGGAACAACCUGUAAAUGGAAAUGGCACCCCUAAUCUCGUAGAGUAUCACGAGCCGUCGGAAAUUCCAAUAAAGGCGAGGCAUAAAGAGGGGGCAAGCCAGAGAGCUAAGCAGAGCCGGAGAAACCUUCCUAGGCGGUCUUCCUAUCGGCUGCAGACAGACUCGCAGGAAGACAGUUGGUAUGACUGCCAUGGGCAAACGCACCCGAGUUUCUCUGACACCUACCAGGAUUAUGAGGAGUACUGGAGAGCUUACUACAGGGCAUGGCAGGAAUACUACGCUGCUGCCUCUCAGUCAUACUACUGGAAUGCUCAGAGGCACCCGAGUUGCAUGGCGGCCUAUCACAUGAACACUGUUUACCUACAAGAAAUGAUGCGUGGCAACCAGUGAUUAUAGAUUUGCCUCAAACCACCUGGAGACACCAGCCAGCAAAACCUUUAGAUAAUCGUCCUCUUGACUUAUGAUAGAAUAGCAUAUGGUGGCUUUUUUGAGGAACUUGAAAAGUCUUGAGACUUUCUGCUAGGUGACAUCUAUUUUUCAGAUUGUUUUGAUUUAGGCCUUUUUUAUAAAGAAUUUUCAUGGGUCAGAUUCUUGAAAGAAUUUUUGGGCCAUAAAACUCAAAGGUUCUAGGGUACCAUUUUCUAUAAGCCAUUUCAAAAAGAAAGCUUUAAUAUGCUACUGCUUACUUAAAUAAAAACAGUUGAAAUUUGA
Messenger RNA from Talpa occidentalis (Iberian mole), 2811 nucleotides. RefSeq names its product DEAD-box helicase 20 (gene DDX20). Gene Ontology annotation, molecular function: RNA helicase activity; RNA binding; ATP binding. NCBI's taxonomy places the organism in Eukaryota, Metazoa, Chordata, Mammalia, Eulipotyphla, Talpidae. The transcript has 11 exons. The record is from RefSeq and is a predicted model, not a curated record. Gene Ontology annotation, cellular component: SMN complex. Bases 16 to 2490 code for a protein of 824 amino acids. Gene Ontology annotation, biological process: spliceosomal snRNP assembly.